This is a messenger RNA of Aspergillus vadensis CBS 113365, 411 nucleotides long. RefSeq lists its product as uncharacterized. Lineage: Eukaryota; Fungi; Ascomycota; Eurotiomycetes; Eurotiales; Aspergillaceae. The record is from RefSeq and is a predicted model, not a curated record. The coding region runs from base 1 to 411 and encodes 136 amino acids. The transcript has a single exon.
AUGUAUCGUUUGUUGUUCCGCCAUACAUCGCGACCUUCAACACCUUCCGGCACCAUUCGCUCAAGCACGAGCAUAGCGAACACACAAUUCCUCCAGUCCCUAUCUGCGCAUCAGCAUAUCCAUAAGUCCCGAUCUAUGAACGACAACGCACUAACACCGGAGGCUACCGAGGUCCAAAAACAGAACGAAGCAGCCGCCCUGGCGUCAGCCUCUGUGACAGCUUCUGGCAAGUUGCCCAUCAAGUACGUAUCCGACGUGAUCGUAGAUAUCCCACUAGCGGCUGCAGAGGGCUUUCGCGUUUUAACCGGUUUGUAUGGAGACAAGCUUCAGGAUGUGGCAGUCCUGGACUUUUUCAAUCGACUGACGCAGAAAGGAGGAGAACUGGGCGACGAUGAAGAUGAUUAUUCAUGA